AUGGUGCUCUGCGACAAGGUAGAAUUAAGCCUUCAAUUAGAACAAGAUGAUGGCCGCUCGCCAAGGCUUUCGCCGUUACAACACGGGUCCCAGUGUUCAAAGUUCGACCCCUUGUAUGUGCGAAUGGAACGUAUCUACUGGUCAAGUUGUGACGCUUGUUGUAGAGCGGCAGCAGCAGUGACCGAAGACUUCGAUGAGGAUGACCUAAUCAUGGCUAUCGAGUUCAACCGUCUACUUCGCAAGGAACUCGCCGAGGCGCUUCACCGAAGACCGUACGCGGAACUUGUUCGAGCCUUCCCUACUGAAUUCAAAAUUGAACAACGCUUCAUGCUGAGCGGCUGUCGGUGGAUCGAAGCGCCUCAGCCUACUAGAAAAGACGCCCUAGGUCCCAACCCGCCAUUGGAUUCCGAAUUUGAAGGUCUGAAAUGGUGGUACGACCAGGGGAUGGGUGGAGAUGUAGAUAACGAGAUUUGCGAAAGAUUUUAUGCCUUGACCCAACCAAAGGAUCCCAUGACACAGAAUAUUCUGAACUGGAUGGAAUGGUUACCUUCAGACCCAGACCAGUUCUCUGUGGUAGACAACAGAACUUUAUCAAAUGUAUCUGUUGCGACGUCUUGGGAAGAUAGGCAAUCUAUCUCUGAAUCAUAUAUAAUUCGUUAUCUACCUCCUUCGGAGUCCCCGGGCCACUCCUCGGAACAUUCAGAUUAG
This is a messenger RNA of Annulohypoxylon truncatum, 708 nucleotides long. RefSeq lists its product as uncharacterized. The transcript has a single exon. The record is from RefSeq and is a predicted model, not a curated record. Bases 1 to 708 code for a protein of 235 amino acids. Lineage: Eukaryota; Fungi; Ascomycota; Sordariomycetes; Xylariales; Hypoxylaceae.